AUGUCUAUCCCAAACACACAUCCUGUACCCAGACAUCAAGGCGCCUCAGCCGGCUUCUUACGCUUUCAAAAGCUCUGGGAGGACGCCAUUCUCAAGUACAACAAUGUUACGGACUCGAACCUCCGUCGCUCACCCCUCUUCAACAAAAUGAUCUACGCAAACUCCGUCGAGGAAGUUGUUCGCGUCCUCGAAGAGCACAAGAAAGGCUUCAGGGCUUUUCGCAAACACGGCGAGAAGGCCCGUGCUGUUGUGGCACCGAUCUUUACCUUCACGAAGCUGCUCAUCGACGCUGGUGGCGAGGCGGCUGUGGCUUCAGGUGUGGUGCCCGGCGGCAAGGCUAUUUUCACAGCGUUCGGGGUCCUUCUGGAGGCAGCCGAAAAGGUUAGCCAGAGCUUCGAUGCUAUCGAGGGACUUCUGUCAAGGCUCGGAGGGGUCCUCAGACGCCUUCACAAUCACCUGCGAUCAUACACGGUGCUUAACGAUCAACUGGAAGACAUUUUUGUUCGCGCGCUUGUCCAGCUGCUCGAUGUACUCGCUCUCUGUACAAAAUAUAUCAGGAAGCGAGUGUCAUUGCGUGACACAAUUUUGAAGCGCACGGGAGACUACAGUCGAGCUCUCCUUGGAAACAAGGAUGUAAAGGAUGCACUUGAGAAGCUAGACAAGCUCACAAAGGAGGAGCUUUUGGCCAAUACAGCUCAGACACUUGAUGUGGUGCAAGGCAUAGCCAAUGGUGUUGAUGCUGUGUGCAAUGAUCUUGCCGACCUGCGAGGCAUUGGAGCUAGCACUCUCAACCUGCACCGUGAGGACUGCAUCUCUGGGGUAUUCAAUCUGGCUUAA
Messenger RNA from Phanerochaete carnosa HHB-10118-sp, 837 nucleotides. RefSeq lists its product as uncharacterized. The record is from RefSeq and is a predicted model, not a curated record. The transcript is spliced from 5 exons. Lineage: Eukaryota; Fungi; Basidiomycota; Agaricomycetes; Polyporales; Phanerochaetaceae. Bases 1 to 837 code for a protein of 278 amino acids.